UGGUACUUCAUGAUUUCUUCCUUUGCUCUACAACCAAAGAUUUGGUCCCAAAAUUCUAUGCCAGCACAAAGGUUGCUAUUCUUCUCAUUAUGACACACGCACAGUAUGAAAGUGUCCAACUCUGGAGGGAGCAAAUUGAUGAGUUGCACUGUGAUGAUGCCACUGAGAUGAAGGACGUACAGACAAAUUUGCACACAUCACCACCUGUCUAUGCAACUGAUGAGGCAAGCAACACUACGCACUCUGAGUUACCAAGUCGACACCCGAAGAAGCCACGCAGCCCCAGUCACACUACCAGUAGCCCGACUAGCAGCCGAGCCCACAAACGUGUUAAGGAGAAUGAUCAUAAUACUACUUACCAAACGCAGGGCAUUGAGACUAACGACUCGGAGCAGGAUCCAGAACAGUCUACCACCUCUCAAUCUCUGUUGUCGAUGUCAAUGUCGAUGUUGGCAGUAGAGACACAUCUCCCCAGUCGCAUCAGUAGCCUGUUACCUGCAACUCCACGGCUUUUCCUACCCAGUCAACAACAACUCGAGGCUGCCAUGAAAGCUCAGGGAAGCAUCCGAAAACAAGCUUCAGCCGUUUGCAAGUACAACUCGAACACGUUCCGAGUGUACCAAAUUCGCUCCGUCAAGUUUCAAGACAUCAUCACAACUCCACUCGACGUCACGUCCUCCCCUUUCGACCUUGUCUCAAUCUCCAUAGACUCCAAUGCAAAGUCAAUGAUAGGUACUGCCGGAAGCUUCAAAACAUGCCAUCCGGCUCUUUUGCAUACUACUUCAUUGAGUGCUACACCUGGGCCAUCAACUUCGCAAUCUUCCAUUUUCACAGCAAUGCACGUCGUAGCCAAGCGUGUCUUUUUCCGAAAACGUGACGGGAACUCCAAGCGUCAAAGGUUUUCCAAAGAAGAUGAACUUGGGAGGACGCUCGAUGAGGCCAACUGCCUAUACUGGGCUACCUGUUUGAUGUCUCUCAUCUACAUUUUUGUUGACGAAAUGCUUCAGACGCAGACUGUAAAGCAGACUGUUGCAAACGAGAUCCCUCGCCUCCGACUCGUCUAUGCUGCAGUUGCUAUCCCUGAAGACGUUUCGGACCGCGCUGGAGCAGCAUACCUAUUAGAAGAAAGAAUUGAGGGCAAGUUUAUCAAGUAUAUUAACAACAAUUCUGCUGCUCCUGCUCAUCAUCUACGGGGCAAAGAGGAAAAAAUAGGGUUGUUUCUAUGCUUUGCCCAGCACGUGCAAUAUCAGCUCACAAAUGAAGUCGUGUAUCUGUCUAAUUUCCAAGGUUCUGGGGACCUCCUCACUGACUGUCAAGUUAUGACAGGACCGUUCGUUGUAUUCCCUUUGUCUUUGAGUAAUGCUAAGUUGGUUACAGUGAUUACAUGACUAACUUCGGUGAAGGAAAUUGCACCGAGGCAUUUCGCACAUUCAAAACAACUCAUAAAUGCAACGUCUUUUGUCGAGUGUUUGAUUUGCAGCCCUUCAUCAUAGCUGAGCAAGACUAGGCUCCAGGCUCUGUAUAUACCACUAUUUUGAAUGUGUAUCCUUAAAGUAAACGAGGGCGUCGAGAUUCUUCCCCGCUUUGUCCGACAUGAAAAUUUGAGAUACGCGUUUGAGAUCG
Molecule: messenger RNA, 1623 nt
Organism: Suillus subaureus
Lineage: Eukaryota; Fungi; Basidiomycota; Agaricomycetes; Boletales; Suillaceae
Exons: 7
Coding region: 90-1388 (432 amino acids)
Biological process (GO): protein phosphorylation
Molecular function (GO): ATP binding; protein serine/threonine kinase activity
Source: RefSeq, a predicted model, not a curated record